Messenger RNA from Suhomyces tanzawaensis NRRL Y-17324, 1272 nucleotides. RefSeq lists its product as uncharacterized. The transcript has a single exon. Lineage: Eukaryota; Fungi; Ascomycota; Pichiomycetes; Serinales; Debaryomycetaceae. Gene Ontology annotation, biological process: RNA (guanine-N7)-methylation. Bases 1 to 1272 code for a protein of 423 amino acids. The record is from RefSeq and is a predicted model, not a curated record. Gene Ontology annotation, molecular function: tRNA (guanine(46)-N7)-methyltransferase activity; protein binding. Gene Ontology annotation, cellular component: cytosol; nucleus; tRNA methyltransferase complex.
AUGAAGCACCCUUUCCAGCUCCUCCUCGCCAACUCCAAAGGAACGCACCUCUUUGUGUCCGUCAAGAACCAUUUGCAAGUCUAUGAUUUGUCCAAUGGUAACGUUGUGGGCUCGUGGUCCGAUACAGUCGACAUUUCUGUCCCAUCGAAGAAACAAGAAAAGAAGGUCGCAAGUGUAGAAGAGCUGAAAGGAGACAAGAAGCUCAAAAACAACGACGCAAAACCUGUCGCUGUUGCUAAGACACCUGUUCCUAUUCAAGGAGCCACUCCCAUCUACAAUUACAUCAGAUCAUUAAACUUAUCCAAGGAUGAAAAGUACUUGGUGGGAACUACCGACAGCGACAAGGCUGCGGUUAUUUUCGAGGUCGACUUGGCCAACAGCGAAAACUGCUUGAAGAUCAUCAAGCGUCAAAUCUUCCCCAAGCGGCCAUGUGCUGUUUCAAUCGGAGAUGACUCGGAUCUUAUUGUUGCCGACAAGUUUGGGGACGUUUAUGCCACCACGAUCGAUAGCGAGCCACCAGUGGACGAGAAGGCAUUGACUCCGAUUUUGGGCCACGUCUCGAUGUUGAGUGAUGUCAAGUUCACCCGAUUCAACGGCAAGAAGUUUAUCUUGACUGGAGACAGAGAUGAGCACAUCAGAAUCACCAACUAUCCCAAAGCGUACGUGGUGAAAAACUGGUUAUUUGGCCACCAUGAGUUUGUUUCCACCUUGCACAUUCCCUCGUAUGACCCCAGCUUGUUGAUAAGUGGUGGUGGUGACGAUUAUCUCUGCUUAUGGAAGUGGUACGACAACAAGUUACUUGCCAAGAUAGAAUUGAGAGACUUGAUCGCUCCAUACUUGACGGAAGCCCACAUGCCAGCAGAGAGAUUCUUGAAGCCUGACUCGGUCAAGGAAAUUUCCAUCACCAAGAUCUUGACCCAUUCAGUGGACGACAAGAAGAUCUUGCUUGUAUUGUGCGAAAACACCAACUGCAUCUUGACCUUCGAGAUUGCAGGCGACUUCUCCGUCAAGCACUUACAAACUUUCGUGACCAAGGACUCCAUAAUAGAUAUUUGCUUGGAAGAGACCAGUGGGAGAGUUUUCGCAUCCAUCGACAGAGAGGAAGGUGAUCUUGUGGAACUCUACGAUUUGGGUCCUGACGGCCAAUUAUCGGUGGCUUCCACAAACAUGGGCACCAAGAUCACUGAAGGAAACCACUGCCAAGUGGAGUCCCGUCAGAACUUCUAUCCAUUGUACUACAUCAACACCUUGAGAAAGAGAAGUGAACAUUAA